Messenger RNA from Vigna unguiculata (cowpea), 1046 nucleotides. Its product is annotated as transcription factor MYBS3-like. Gene Ontology annotation, biological process: response to gibberellin; response to ethylene. The record is from RefSeq and is a predicted model, not a curated record. Gene Ontology annotation, molecular function: DNA binding. NCBI's taxonomy places the organism in Eukaryota, Viridiplantae, Streptophyta, Magnoliopsida, Fabales, Fabaceae.
CAUCAUAUAUACCUUCAAACCAAACCAUUUUUCUGCUCUCUCUAUUUCUCUCUAUUUCUCUCUAUUUCUCUAUAACAUACACACACUUACAUGCAUAUAUAGAUCAUAAAGUUUGGUUUUUGAUUUGAGGGGUUUCUCAGAAAAUCUGAAUAAUGGGGAGAAAGUGCUCGCAUUGUGGAGUGAUAGGGCACAAUUCAAGGACCUGCACAUCUUUGAGAGGCUCUUCUUUCGUUGGGCUUCGUCUCUUUGGCGUGCAAUUAGACACUUGUGUUACCAUCAAGAAAAGCUUCAGCAUGGACUCUUUACCCUCUUCAUCAUCUUCCUCAUUUUCUUCUUCAAGAUUAACCAUUGAUGAAAACUCCGACCGAACCUCUUUUGGGUAUCUCUCAGAUGGUCUCAUAGGUCGAGUUCAAGAGAGAAAGAAAGGAGUGCCAUGGACAGAAGAAGAACACAGAAUAUUCCUUGUCGGAUUGGAGAAGCUGGGAAAGGGUGAUUGGAGAGGAAUCUCCAGAAACUUUGUGACAACAAGAACUCCAACACAAGUUGCAAGCCAUGCUCAGAAGUACUUUCUCAGAUUGGCAACUAUAGAUAAGAAGAAGCGACGUUCGAGUCUCUUUGACGUGGUUGGUAGCAACAACGUUGGAGGUUGUCAUGAAAAAGAUGAGUCGAAAUGUGAAGUUAAGAAUAAUGAUGCGACUCUGUCGUUGCUAGGGCGCAUAAGCUACUUUGAACAAGAAACGAAAUCAGAUUAUAAUAAGAAGCAAGAAAAGCUUCAUCAAGUUCCUAAUCUGGAGCUUACUCUUCGUUCCUGCUUGGGACAAUUAGUGUGACUUAUAUAAAUCAGUGAUGUGUUAUAUAUAAAUGCAUAUAAAAAUUGUCUCAGGAAUUAUUAAUGUACCCUUUUAUCUGUUCUCAAGUGUCAACUCAUAUGGUCAAAGAAACACAUUGUUCUUUGCAGCAAUUGUAGUGAUAGUCGUUAUUAGUCCCUAUUAUCUGUGGAAUAAUCAGAUCCUUUAUAUAUAAUGGUUGACUAAAAUUAUACAACA